AUGCAGAGAAAGGACCUCCUGUGUCCAACAUCAGGGAAUAAGUCCAGGGCAAACCACAUUGCUGCGUUUGGACAUCAGAGGGCAAAGCAACGCGAUCGGAUCUCAUUUAGAUAUCCAAAUCUUCACAGCUCCAUCAUGGCCGAUGCUAUUGAAUCAAAGAUCAAGAACUACAGAACCGCCCCGUUUGACUCGAGGUUCCCCAACACGAACCAGACCCGUAACUGUUUCCAAAACUACCUUGACUUUCAUAGGUGCAACAAGGCCCUGUCAGAAAAGGACCAGGACACAUCUCCCUGUGACUGGUACCAGAGGGUGUACAAGAGCAUCUGCCCCUCAGUAUGGGUGAAUAACUGGGAUGAAGGUAUCGAGGGCGGCAGUUUUGCUGGAAGAGUUUAA
Molecule: messenger RNA, 396 nt
Organism: Knipowitschia caucasica
Lineage: Eukaryota; Metazoa; Chordata; Actinopteri; Gobiiformes; Gobiidae
Source: the annotation of a GenBank genome assembly